AUGUUCCCGUUUCACAGUGCUGGCUCUGAGAUUCAACACCAAAUGGAACCCCAACCAAGCCCCGUGCUUUCUGAAGAGCAAAUCGGGCAUUUCAUGCGUCAUGGAUUCGUCCGCGUGCCUCAGUGCUUUUCACAGCAGCAAGCUGACAGAUGGGCCGGUGGUGUAUGGGAAAGGCUCGGUUUCUCGCCCACAGACAAGUCAACCUGGACCGAGGAAAUAACUCACAUGGACGAAACCAAGAUCAUGCCCAUCAAGGCGUUUGCCCCGAAGGCAUGGGCUGCCAUGUGUCAGCUUCUCGGUGGUGAGGAUCGUGUUGCCCCGGAGUCAGCUACCUGGAACGACGCGUUUAUCGUCAAUCUUGGCUCACCUGAAACAGAGGGUACCUGGCCGAGCCCUGCAGAUCUGCCUGGUUGGCACGUCGAUGGAGACUUUUUCAUUCACUUCCUGGAUUCGCCUGAACAAGCCUUGUUGGUCGUUCCACUGUUUACGAGCAUUCAAGAGCGUGCAGGUGGCACCAUGGUUUGCUCUGAUGCCACCAAGGCCAUUGCCCAGCACCUGUACGACCACCCCGAGGGAGUGUCGCCUUAUAUGCUACCUCGCGGUCAAAAACCUGACGGAAACCCGAUUGACACACCCUUCUAUUCUGAUAUUGUUCAGAAUUGCAGCGAGUUCCACGAAAUGACCGGUGAUGUCGGCGAUGUGAUUCUCAUGCACCCGUUGACGUGUCACUCGGUCGCCGUCAACAGUCUGCGACACCCACGCGUUAUCACCAACCCGCCAGCGUCACUGAAACUACCUUUCAACUUCGACCGCGAUGAUUCAGGGCAGUACAGCAUUGUGGAGAAAACAACACUCGAGCUGCUUGGGAAGGAUAGGCUCCGUGGUUGGAAGAUUCAGGGAAGGAGAGAGUUUGUUGUUCCUGAAUGGGCAAAGCAAACGAGAUGA
Penicillium salamii is the source of this 945-nucleotide messenger RNA. Lineage: Eukaryota; Fungi; Ascomycota; Eurotiomycetes; Eurotiales; Aspergillaceae. The record is from the annotation of a GenBank genome assembly.